Molecule: messenger RNA, 1440 nt
Organism: Rhincodon typus (whale shark)
Lineage: Eukaryota; Metazoa; Chordata; Chondrichthyes; Orectolobiformes; Rhincodontidae
Product: E3 ubiquitin-protein ligase TRIM62-like
Exons: 6
Coding region: 126-1319 (397 amino acids)
Molecular function (GO): protein binding; zinc ion binding
Source: RefSeq, a predicted model, not a curated record
CAACCUAUCACUUCCGUACUGAGGCGUGAACGGCUUAUCAAAAUGGACCACAGAACAGGGAGUGUGCAACUUUUUUAAAAUAAUCUGUUUGGUCAAAGUUUGCAGUUGGGGGACGGAUCUGACGGAUGGAGGAGAAAGGAGAUGCUGCUUGUGGGGAGAUUGCGAGGUGCACGGAGCACGGCAAGAAGCUGAUGUAUUUCUGCAGAGUAGAGAAACAGAAAGUUUGCAGCAAAUGUGCGAUUAUGGGCUCACACCGAGGGCACACGGUGGUGGCAGUGGAAGAGGCCUUAAGUGAGUUGAAGGAGUCGUUGUCUGCAAAGUUGGUGGAGUUACAGGCAGAGAGCUCAGAGCAGACCUCAAGAUUGGAAGAGAUUGAACGGAACACAACAGCAGCCCAGGAGCAAGCUGAGAUACUCGAACGGCAAGUGCAAGAAGAUUUUGCUGCUUUGCGGAGCUUCCUAGAUUCAGAGGAGAAAGUUUUGAUGGAAUUGAUAGCUGCUGAGAAACAACAGACCCUGGAGGAGCUGAGAAGGCUGAAGGCAGAAUGCUUGCAGAGAGUUGAACGUCUGAAAUUGCUGAUGGAUCCCCUUGAUGCAGCACUGCAGACCACCAACCUGAAUGGCCUCCUGAAGGUGCUGAACACUUCCUCUGAUCGAUUUCGUAAUCCAUGUGAAACAGUGAAUGACCCCAUUGUACGUUUUGAGGCUGAGAAAUUUUGUGGCCCACUGCAAUACAAAGUUUGGAAGAAGAUGUUUCAAAUAAUUCAGACGGUGCCUGAAGCUUACACCUUUGACUAUUCAACUGCUCACCCUUACCUUGAAAUCUCGGCAAACCGGCGAUCAGUCAUUCCUCUUCGUGCACCUUUGCCAGUUGUUUACAUGGAUGCGCGAUUUGACACUGCCCUUUGUGUUCUUGGUGCUGAAGCAUUUUCAACAGGGAAACACUACUGGGAAGUGACUGUCAACAAGAAAGACAAAUGGGACCUGGGAGUUGCUUACAACUGUAUAUCCCGCCAUGGGGAUAUUGUCUACCGUCCAAGCGACGGCAUCUGGUGUCUGACAUUGCGAGAUGGUUGUCACUAUGAGGCGUGUGAUGAGCCUGACAUCCAGCUGAAGGUCCAGCGCAAACCAUGCCGAAUCGGUAUCUACGUAGACUAUGAGGGUGGCGUGGUGUCGUUCUUUGAUGCUGAGGCGAUGCAGAUGCUCCAUGUCUUUCGAGCCCAUUUCACAGAUCCGCUUAUACCCCUGUACAGCCCUUGCAGACUGGAAGAUGGAGCCCUGGGUGAUCAGAGACUCAGUAUUUUCAAAUUGAACGUGUGAUAUCGUUGAGGACAGUUUUCUCUGCUUUGUACUGUUGGGGUUGAUCAUUGCAGGAACUCUGAUUAUUCAUUGUUCCUGGCCCCAGUCACAAACAAAAUAAAAAAUCUUUGUUUUAAAGUUG